Trichoderma breve is the source of this 846-nucleotide messenger RNA. RefSeq names its product dihydrodipicolinate synthetase family domain-containing protein. NCBI's taxonomy places the organism in Eukaryota, Fungi, Ascomycota, Sordariomycetes, Hypocreales, Hypocreaceae. The transcript is spliced from 5 exons. The record is from RefSeq and is a predicted model, not a curated record. The coding region runs from base 1 to 846 and encodes 281 amino acids. Gene Ontology annotation, molecular function: 4-hydroxy-tetrahydrodipicolinate synthase activity.
AUGGGCUCUUUGCAAGCAGCCAGGCCGUUUCCCCCUGGCAUUCAUGUGCCUAGCUUAACCUGGUUCGGCAGCGACGACUCUCAAGAAAUAGACUGGGAUUUACAAGAGAGACAUUUGAACUUUGUCAUCACUUCUGGUCUUCAUGGCGUCGUCAUUGCUGGGACUAACGGUGAAGCUGUGACAUUGACUCAGGAUGAAAAGAUUAAACUUAUCACAAUGACACGUCGCAUCGCCACUCAGGCUGGAAGACCAGACAUCACAAUUACUGUGGGGUGUUCCGGACAGUGCACACGAGAUGUCAUUGCAGAAACGAAGGCGGCAAAAGAAGCUGGUGCCGAUUUUGUCUUGGUACUUGUGCCCAGCUAUUUCCAUUUUGCGAUGAAUAAAGACAGCAUUGUUGCGUUCUUCGAAGAGGCAGCUGAUGCGAGUCCGCUUCCCAUCGUGAUAUACAACUUUCCCAAUGUUGUCGCCGGACUCGAUGUCGACUCCGAGAUGCUGGAUCGCCUAGCCAAGCAUAGGAAUAUCGUUGGUGUAAAACUGACAUGCGGUGGAAUUGCCAAAGUGUCUCGCAUUGCUGCUACAUACAGUCCUGACGAAUUCAGCACUCUUGCUGGUCAAAGUGAUUGGCUCGUUCCAGCACUAUCUGUCGGCAGUACAGGCGCCAUUACCGGAAUAGCAAAUCUGUACCCCAAGACAUGUAUACAAAUCUACGAUCUGUUUGUAGCCGGCAAGGUGAAAGAGGCUACGGCACUGCAGUUGGAGCUCGCAAAGAUGGAAUGGGGCUUUGCGAAGGGUGGUAUCAACGGUACGAACAAGAAUGGAUUGUUGGCGUGGUUAGCGCUCUAG